Molecule: messenger RNA, 1602 nt
Organism: Triplophysa rosa
Lineage: Eukaryota; Metazoa; Chordata; Actinopteri; Cypriniformes; Nemacheilidae
Gene: foxh1
Product: forkhead box H1
Exons: 3
Coding region: 1-1419 (472 amino acids)
Biological process (GO): regulation of DNA-templated transcription
Molecular function (GO): sequence-specific DNA binding; DNA-binding transcription factor activity
Source: RefSeq, a predicted model, not a curated record
AUGACAAAGCAUUGGGGGGGUCCGGGCAUGUUGGCACCAGCAGUGUUCACUGUAGCACGAGCGCAUCUCGAGUCUCACCUUGACUGUCGAGAUCCGUCAUCCACACCCGGCUGGCGUUACUCCACCGAGCCGCUGCUGGAGAAGCCCAGCACCACCACCACCACCACCACCACAUCCUCCUCAUCAUCUGUGGAUAAAGUGAUGGCGCAGGACUCGUGUAACCACACUUUAUGGGAACUUCAGGAUGGAAACGUGAACGGAGGAAAGAAGAAGAACUAUCAGCGUUACCCCAAACCUCCGUAUUCAUACCUGGCGAUGAUCGCCAUGGUCAUCCAGAACUCUCCAGAGAAGAAACUCACACUAGCAGAGAUUCUAAAGGAGAUCAGUGCAUUGUUUCCUUUCUUCAAGGGAAAUUAUAAAGGCUGGAGAGACUCUGUGCGACACAAUCUCUCCUCAUAUGACUGCUUUGUCAAGGUGCUAAAGGAUCCCGGCAAACCGCAGGGUAAAGGGAACUUCUGGUCUGUGGAAGUGAGCAGAAUUCCCUUGGAGCUGCUAAAAAGACAAAAUACAGCAGUUUCCCGCCAGGACGAAACCAUCUUUGCUCAGGAUCUGGCUCCGUACAUCUUUCAAGGUUACUCUCAGGGAAACAAGGCCACGCAGGCGCCCGCUAACCCUCAUCUGGUCUCCACUCCCACUCGCCACAGCCCUUCUCCAUCGGGGGACCCCUGCCGUCCCAAACUGGACUCCAAGUUUGCCAUCGAUUCUCUCCUGGAUAGCCUCCAGCCAGCCGCUUCUGCUGGGGACGGGCAGAGAGAGAGGGACAGUUGGGGGGCUGAGCUCCCCCCUCACACCCGUUCGGCCUCACCUCCACGCCCGUCCAACACCUUGUACAACUGCAGUUCAUCAGCCAGCUCGGCCAGUCCCACGUCUGAUCUGUCAGACGAGGAUUGGAGAGGGGCAACGCGUGUCGGGAAGAGAUCGAGUGACAGGGAGUCCACGUCGGACGGAUACACCGACUCCUUCCCCCCAUCCAACAAAAACCCCAAACAUGGCUCCACCCCUCCGUGGGAGCUUCCCACGUCUUAUGCCAAAUACACGCCCCCAAACACAGUCGCCCCGCCGAGCAUGCGCUUCCAUGGCAACCCAUUCGUGCCCCUGGGCGGCCUUCCGUUCUACAGUUACGGAGGUGCCAAUCACCUGAUCACGGCGGUGGGUCACGCGUACUGGCCCAUCCUACCGAGCGGCCCGGUUUCCAUACAAGCUCCGCCCCUCCUCAUGGACUUGGACAGCAUGCUGCAAUCUGUUCCGCCCAAUAAGAGCGUGUUCGAUGCCCUGGGUCCCACCAGUCAGACUGCUCAUGCCCCUCCCACCCAGUACGCCCUUCAGAAUGGACCUUCGCUUUGUAAAUACUCGCUGUGAUGAAUGAAACGAGUCCUGGAUUCAGCGACUCACGCGGCUAAAAACAUCGUUGUGUUGUUUCUACAUCAGCCUCACAACAGUUUGUUUAUUUUCAUGUUGGAACUCUUGAAGUAUUGUGUGCUUGUUUUUAUUGACUGUGUUGCAGUUUGUUUUCAUAUGAAAUUCUCAACAUCUUUCAGUGUA